AUGAAGUUAAAUCAGAGUUUGGGUAAUUCUGGAAAGAAGAAAAUUAACAUUAAAUUUGAUAAGAAUAGCAACUUCAACUAUGCAGCAGAAAAUGCGCUAUACGAGCAUUUCUUUAAAUUCCAAAGUAGGAAUGACAUAUUAGAGAGAUUAAACUAUAGCAGAAAUAAACAACCUAUUUCAUAUUGGUACUCCGCCGAUGGAUCCGAUACCGGAUGUCACCGAAAUAUUACGUGGGGUAAAGUCUUAAAAGAAAUAGAAAAUCAUUACAUUGAAAAGGGUGGUGAUAAAACUAUAUUUGUAGAUAUCUACAAUGACUCAUUCGAAUACACUGAAUCUGGUCGCUCUGUAUUAGGAGUCUAUAUACAGCUAUCUACAAAUGGGAUAGACUAUAAAGAAAUGGAAAAGAUGAGUUGUAAAUCUAAGCUAAUUGAAGGAGUUCUCAGUCAAGUGAGAUCUAAAAGAAAGACAAAUGAAGGUGCUUUGGAUGACUUAUUUAAAUAUGGUGAGGGUUCACAUUUAGAAUGUGGAGUAAAAUAUAAAUGUAAGUUUAGUUUCUAA
Molecule: messenger RNA, 558 nt
Organism: Heterostelium album PN500
Lineage: Eukaryota; Evosea; Eumycetozoa; Acytosteliales; Acytosteliaceae
Exons: 5
Coding region: 1-558 (185 amino acids)
Source: RefSeq, a predicted model, not a curated record